CGUGGCCCUUUGCGCGCGUCGCAUCUUUAUUCUUGUGGUAUAUUCGGGGUGCGUUUACGAUUCGUACCGUCACUCUUUUUUUUCUCUCUCUCUCUCUCUCUUUCUCUCUGUCAUCUUUCUUACCUCAUUGUUUCCACCCUUCCAUUUUUCUAUCUAUCUCAUAUAUUUAUUAUUACUAAUUUUUGAUCAAAUCAUUAUUUGUUUCUCCCCUCUCCCCACCCUAACCUCUUUCAUAUCAAUCGGACAAAAUAAUUCGAUCCUUCAUUUUUUUCCUCUAUAGUGUUUCAAAGAAAUAUUUUAAUUCUACGUUACACGCAGGUGAUACGUAAUCAUCAUCGCCGAAAUAAAAGAAGAAGAAGAAGAAGAAUAAGAAGAAGAAAAAAGGAGGAAGCAAGUGUUUAUCAAGAGGAAGUGAAUGAUUAAACCGAAUCGAUUAUACUUAACGUACGAUUGAUUAUUUGUUUAUCUAUUAAUAUAAAACAUUGUGCGGGUGAAUAUUAUCGAUAAGAAGAGAAAUUAAGAAAGAAACUCGAAGGAAGAAAUUAACGUGUGUGUGCUUCCAACGUUAUAUAUAUAUAAGUAUUUGCCGACUAGAUAAUCGAUGUGUUUAUUUUGAUUUUAUCUUAUAUUAGAAAAAGAAGAAAAUAAAGCAGAAGAAAAAGAAGAAGAAGAAUAAGAUCAUCAUCUGAUUUUAACUGUGAUAUCUUUUUUCUUGGUGAUUUUUUCGAAGAACUUAAAGAAAACCGGUUAGAAAGAUUAUUACGAGCACGUGUGUUAUCGUCGUCGUCGUCGUAGUGAAAAUGAACGAAUAAUAAUAUUUUCAAUUGAAAUGUGACAAAGUUUAACAAUUUUGCCGUCCUCUCAUAUUUGUAACAAUGUCCAUUUGUUAAUUCAAAUGACUAUCGUCCACUCGUGUAUUCUCUAUUAUUAAUCUAUAUCUCCUUCUUUGUCUUUUUUCUAUUUGUGUCUGAAGAAAGUUUGACCAAUGCAAGACUCGUACUACUGCCUUCUCUUGGUUUAAACUACCACCUUACGUAUUUUCUUCCUUCAUUUCAUUUAACAUCGUCUUCGUCGUCGUCGUCGUCCUCGUUUUCGUCGUCGUCGUUGUCGCCGUUGCCGUCGUCGUCGUCGUCGUCGUUUGUAUUCUACAGCAACGUCAUCCACGUUCUUCUUCGAGGGAAAAAGGGAUCGAUAUUUACGAGCUGUCACAGGCACGAUUAGAAGAACGGACAACGCAACAACAAUCGUUUCGAUAUCCAUACGUACUACUGGAUCCGAGAACUCGUCUAUUACUUGCAUAAUGGUUGCCUGUUGUUUAUGACAAAUCUGGGGUUGGUUUUAAGUUUGGAAAAAGUGUCCGGAUUCGUUCCGGACGAGGUUGUCCUGGUGUUUAGCGGUGGUGGCAGUGGAGAAGGUGAGGGAGGAAGGAGGGAGAACCAAAAGGAAAGAGGAGCGAGGUUAAAGUACGUUAUUAUCAGGUGAAAUUCGAGAAAUCUCUUGUCCAAAGUGGCUAAGAGCGUAAGUCCCCGUCGAGUGCACCAAGAGUGCUCCGGGGUGGAGGCGCAGGUGCAGGUGCAGCAAGAGAGGCGAGCACCGAGGCGCAUGCCUCACCUGGGGCCUGACAUGACAACCCGGCUGUCCGCCAUGUUUUACACGGUCGAGGUCGGGGACACCAAGUUCACCAUUCUCAAGCGAUACCAAAAUCUCAAACCAAUUGGUUCUGGUGCUCAGGGAAUCGUCUGUGCUGCAUACGACACAGUAACGGCGCAAAAUGUGGCGAUUAAAAAAUUGUCAAGACCUUUUCAAAACGUGACACAUGCUAAAAGAGCCUACAGAGAGUUCAAACUCAUGAAAUUGGUCAAUCAUAAAAAUAUAAUCGGUCUUUUAAACGCGUUUACGCCGCAACGGUCGUUGGACGAGUUUCAAGAUGUGUAUUUGGUGAUGGAACUUAUGGACGCGAAUCUGUGUCAGGUGAUCCAGAUGGAUCUGGAUCACGAACGUAUGUCUUAUCUGCUAUACCAAAUGUUAUGUGGUAUCAAACAUUUGCACUCAGCCGGUAUCAUUCAUAGGGAUCUAAAACCAAGCAAUAUCGUUGUCAAAUCAGACUGUACGUUAAAAAUUCUCGACUUUGGUCUGGCGAGAACUGCCGGAACAACGUUUAUGAUGACACCAUACGUAGUAACGCGGUAUUACCGAGCGCCUGAGGUGAUAUUAGGUAUGGGUUAUAAAGAGAACGUGGACAUAUGGUCGGUAGGAUGUAUCAUGGGUGAAAUGAUCAGAGGUGGUGUACUUUUUCCUGGUACCGAUCACAUCGAUCAAUGGAAUAAAAUAAUUGAACAACUGGGAACACCGGCGCAAGAAUUCAUGCAACGGUUGCAACCAACGGUAAGGAAUUACGUGGAGAACAGACCGCGAUAUCCUGGAUAUCCGUUCGACAGGCUAUUUCCGGAUGUUCUGUUUCCCUCCGACUCGUCGGAGCAUAAUAGAUUAAAGGCAAGCCAGGCUAGGGACCUAUUGUCGCGCAUGCUCGUAAUCGACCCAGAACGACGCAUAUCCGUCGACGACGCGUUGCUUCACAAUUACAUAAACGUCUGGUACGACGAGGGUGAAGUCAAUGCUCCCGCACCUGGACCAUACGAUCACAGCGUGGACGAAAGGGACCAUGGUGUAGAUCAAUGGAAAGAACUGAUCUAUCAAGAGGUCAUGGAAUACGAGACAAGCCAUAAUUCGGCAGCGGUUGCUGCACCACCGGAUAGUGCAGGCUCCCGGUAGAUACAGCGAAACUUCUUUUCCUCGAAGCUUUUCUCCUACAUUUAGAGAAGAGAGAGAUUUGUUUUAAAACAAAAACAAACAAAAAAAAAAACAAAAAAACAAAAAACAAAAAAAUUCAAAAAGGAGAGAAGUCUUGGUGUCGUAUGAGAUAGAGAAAGAAAUAAAUAUUAGUAGACUGCUACUGAAAUUCUCACUCUCUUUCUCUCCUCUCUCUCUCUCUCUCUCUCUCUUUUUUCUCUCGUAUAUUCUCUCUCUUUCUCUCUCUCUGUUUCUCUUUCUACCGAUCCUCGUGCCCAUCGUUCUCAAAGUGUUUGACAAAUCAGACUAGCGACAAAUCUCUAAAAAGAUAAAAUAGAGAAAUUCCUCCUUAAAAAAGAAACAAAAUGUAAUUUGAACUUGAACAUAAGUUACGAAUAAAUUGAAAUAAUUUGGACGAAGAGGAGGAAGACCUAGAGAGAGCAAAAAUUGUCCAUUUUGUACUUUUUUCUUUCUUUUUUCUUUUUUUUUUUCGUUGCUUUGUUCAUUCUAAGAAAUAAUCAACGUCAAUGAACGUUCGACUACGUUAUUUAUUAUUUAACACAUCUAUCUAUCCUAUCAAUACAAAUAUAUAUAUAUAUAUAUAUAUAUAUCUGUUAAAUUUUCGUUGGUCACGUGUAGACGAUAAAAUUUAGGAUCUUUUUUUAGAUCGAGAGAGAGAAAGCAAAUAGAACAUUAUUACAGUCUUCUUCUCACUAAUGAUCGAAAUAUUAGUAAUCUCUUCUAUUUA
Molecule: messenger RNA, 3538 nt
Organism: Polistes dominula (European paper wasp)
Lineage: Eukaryota; Metazoa; Arthropoda; Insecta; Hymenoptera; Vespidae
Gene: bsk
Product: mitogen-activated protein kinase dJNK
Biological process (GO): protein phosphorylation
Molecular function (GO): ATP binding; MAP kinase activity
Source: RefSeq, a predicted model, not a curated record